CAGACAUUUUUAAACUGACGGUUAUUUUAUUUGAGUCGGUUACAGUUGUUAUAGAAGUUAGUUUAAAAUUUUGUUCUUGAUCAUUACUUUUUACAUACAAAUAAGUUUAAAAUCUUUAUUAGCAUUGCAUAGCAUAGAUUUUGAAUUAUUACCUUUUCAGCUCUUCUUAAUUAUUAUUAACUAUUCAUAAUGAAUAAUACAAAUAAUGUAGCACCAACUAGAUUCAAAGAUAUGGAAUUCCGAGAUAUGGAAAUAAUAAAAGGGAUUAAAUGGGCUGAAACCAUGUAUGAAACACUGGAUGCUGGUCUUAAAAAAUCAUUUCUCAAUUGGGUGGUUGUUGUUCUGACCUUGAGUCAAAAUGAAGUAGAUGUUAAAGAAUGGAAGAAAACAUUCAUUGAUCAGUUUGAGGAGAGGUGUUGUGAAAUGGUCGCAGACAUGCAAGAACUCCAUGAACAAGUGAUUAAUAAUAUUGAAAAGUACCUAAAGAAAACGCAAGUUUUAUGCAAGGAUUUACAAAUGGAAAUGCCUGUAGUAGGUCAUAAAAAACUAGGCCUAUAUCAAGAACAGCUUCUUUUAAAAAAACGCAUUAUUGAGCUUGAAAAAAUCGUAGAUGCGAGACAAGCGGAAUUAAAUGAAUUACAUCAAAAGCAAUUAAAGCUGUGUACAUCCCUUGGAAGGGAACCAAUGUUUUUCAAUGCCAAUUCUUUACCAUCUUCUACUGAAUUGGCUGACAUUCAAGCGUAUAUUGAGAAACUGGAACAAGAAACAUUCGAUCGUGAAGAGAAAUUUUAUUCAGUGAAAGAAAAAAUUAUAGAAAUAGUUACGGAAUUGGAAUAUAUUCCUAGCACUAAAUUUGAAAGUGAUGUCAUUGGUCAGAAUGAGAGUAAAUUCGUUAUCACUGAUAAUAAUAUGAGAGCCUUAGACAAGUUCUACUAUAACAUACAAAAAGAAUUAGAAGACGUCAAGGAAGAAAUAGGCACGUUAAGGAACAAAAUCGAACAGUUGUGGGUGUUGCUAGAUUUAGAAUUUAUCGAAAGAGAGGAUUUUCGUAAAAAAUAUACUGGUAAUUCUAAAAAAACCUUGGAAGCUCUCAGAACCGAGUUACAAAGAUGUGUGCAGUUAAAAAAAGCUAAUAUAAAGGUUUUUAUUGAUAAACUAAGGCAAGAACUGUCGGAGGUGUGGAGUCAAUGUCACUGUUCAGAAUCAGUGAAAAACGAUUUCAGAUUUUUAAAUUCUGAUUGCUAUACAGAAGAUUUACUGGAACUGCAUGAAGUGCAAUUAGAGAAAUGGAGGUCAUACUUUGAGGAAAAUCGGGAAACAUUAAGCUUACUCGAUAAACAUAAAAGUCUGUGGGAUAGGAUGAUAGAACUCGAAAAUGCUGCGAAUGGUCCGGAUCGGUACAAUAAUCGUGGUGGUAAACUUUUGCGUGAAGAAAAAGAGAGGAAUUUGCUGGCAAAACAGAUUCCCAAAAUUGAGGAAAUCCUCAUGGAACAAGCCGAAAGAUAUGAGGCUCGUUAUGGUUCACCGUUUCUCAAUUAUGGAGAGACCAUUCUUGAUUAUAUAAAUAAUUUAUAUGCCAAUAGAGAAAAUGCUAAACAAAUCAGACUUAGCGCGAGAAAGGCCCAGAAGGAGGCCACACCAAUGUCAACCACCAAAUGUACAACAGCUCUGUUUGCUUGUACAAGUAAUAUGGUAUCGAAGAGACAGUUAGAUACUCCUUUGACAGAUGUCAAGAAAAUUAGGUUGACUCCAAGGAAAGUUUUCGCCGAACCAAGGCAAAAAUUAAAGCUUCCGGCUGGUAAAACGACUAACCAUAAUAUCAGUCGUGCAAAACGUUUAUCACAGGAAAGAAAAAAGAGAAUUGACAAAAUACGGAGAGUCAGUAAAAAAUUGGACUACAAGAAGAAUGACACCUAUAUCGAGUUCAAGAAUGAUCUGACUCCACGCUUUGAUCUUCGUAGCACAUUGAAUUUGGUUGACGAGGAACCAUCCACUUCGGCAGCCCAUCCUUUACCAGGACCGUCGGCGAUACGCGUACCAUCCACCACCCGCAAUAUCACGAAAACGCCAACCAAAAUUCAACACAAGUCGCCGAAAAGCUCCACCAAGUCGCCUAAUUUCAAUUCAAAACUUACCGCCGCCAAAAGUCAAACGAAAUUGAUUUUUUAGUAUAGGUACAUAAUAUUUAAUUUUGUGGUAUUUAAUUCAAAUAUGCGAGGUCUGUCUGAAAAGUAUCCGAUUCUGUUUUGCAGAAGAAGAAAAUAUAAAGUUGUUCAACAGUGAAUUAUCCCAUAUAUCAACCACAUGUGUCAUAAAAGACACCACCAGGACCCUAAUAGUUUCCCAGACGUAUAUAGUUGAGUUAUAUGGGUUUAACAUAUUUGUGUCUUGAAAACUAAAAAUUCAGAACUGAGUCUUUUGUAUCAGGACUUCUUUGUAGUUGCUAUUACUUCUUAUUAAUUUGUCGUUGGUAGUAGUAGGGAGCGUUCAAGUAUUACGUAACGCAAUUUUUGGAGAUUUUUAACCCCCCUCCCCCCAUAUAACGCGCCGUAACGUUUUUCUGUACCCCUCCCCCCUCUAGUAAAACGUUACGUAACCACAAAGUGACUAUUUUUACCUAAAAAUCACAAUUAUGUCACUCCAUUUGAAAUUUUGAGAA
Molecule: messenger RNA, 2659 nt
Organism: Psylliodes chrysocephalus
Lineage: Eukaryota; Metazoa; Arthropoda; Insecta; Coleoptera; Chrysomelidae
Source: the annotation of a GenBank genome assembly